Plectropomus leopardus (leopard coralgrouper) is the source of this 1759-nucleotide messenger RNA. RefSeq names its product 40S small subunit processome assembly factor 1 (gene fsaf1). The record is from RefSeq and is a predicted model, not a curated record. NCBI's taxonomy places the organism in Eukaryota, Metazoa, Chordata, Actinopteri, Perciformes, Serranidae.
UGUCCCACGUGCUUUAUCAGUUUGUUGUCAUUCGGCUGUGAUCAGAGUCCCGAGAAUUAUCAACUGUUUUUUGUGGGUGUUUUUUUUUUUAUCAUAAUCCUUGUGCAAUUACCCCCCAAAAAAAUGAACAUAAAAGAAGACGAAGACUGCCUGUUUCUUGAGCACGUUUUGGAUAAACUUUAUGAGUUUGAUGACGGACCAGCAUCAAGAAAGAAGCAGAAGUCUCAGAAGAAGAAAAAACGAAAAAGAUGUGAGGAGGAGGAAGUAGAGUUCCCUGCAGUGAAGGAUAGCUGCAGCAACACUGACGACAACAGAGCAGAUCACGAUGAUACUGAACAACAGCAGCAGCAGCAGCAACCAAACACUGAGCACACAGGUUCAACCAUCCAGCAGGUGAGUCAGGUUGAGGUUGUUACAUUCCAGGACCCCAGAAAGAAACUGAAAACCAAGCAGACACCGGCCCCCGACAGACUGCCUGCCCUUCAGAAGAUAACAGAGAAGAAGGAAAGCGGCAAACUAGAAGAACUCAAUUUGGAAAAGGCUCGCCUUGAGGUCCAUCGCUUUGGAAUAACAGGCUAUAAGAAGGAGCAGCAGCGUGUUUUUGAGCAGGACAGAGCCGUCAUGCUGGGAGCAAGACCUCCGAAGAAGGAAUACGUCAACUACAAGGUGCUGCAGAAGCAGAUCAAAGAGAAGAAGCAGAAAGCAAAGGAAGAAGUUCAGCCGGACCUGAAGAAAAAGAAGAAGCAGAGCAAUCAAAGGGACAAGAAGAAGGUGUCCUCUGGUUCUGGUUCUGGUUCUGGCUCGGCCCUCUCAGGUCAGGUGGGCCGCUUCAAGAACGGCAUGCUGAUCCUCAGCUCCAAGGAGAUUCAGAAAAUCAAAGGCAAAAAGAGAGGCAAAUAAGUGAGCAAUUAGAUCCUUAAGGACGGGAAAACAAGUAGCACAGAGGAAGAACUGGUGUCCAAAACACUGUCAGUGUCUGAGCUUACUGCAGGACCGUUUGCAGUGUUCACAGGAAGUGGACGAGAGCUGAAUACAACGUGCGCUGUGAGGCUGAGGACUUGUCUGCAGUAAAAUAUAAGACGGUGUUCCCGGAGACAAACUGCUGAGUCAAGAAUCCAAUUUACCGACCUCCAGAAUGGACCCCGAGCGUACACACAGUGGCAGGACGUUAAAUGCACAAAACUGAUAAAUCAUAUUCCAUCACAGUUAAUUUAUUUUGUUUUUAUAAAUGACAAAAAAAAACCAAUUUGCGUUUCUCGUGUUUUACACUGUAAAGGUUUUUAAAUUAUGCAGUUACAAUGCAUUUCUCAUAUACAAACCAUGUAGUCGUACAAAACAUUUACAUUGGCAGGAAGGGAGGGGAUCAUAACGGGACAGAUGAGGUUAGAUAUUAGAAAAACAAACAAUGUACACACAAGUAAAGUCCUGGCAGAUGUUUUCAUGAAGAUACACACAUACAAACACUCUGAAUGGACUAUGAGAAAGACCUUUUUCUCCCUUUAUAAACCGUUAUGUACAAGCCUUCUUGGCAGCCUCGAGAAGCUGCGCUCUAGGUGUAAACAUUACUGAUCUUCACAGAAAACAUUUUAUUUUGUUAAAGGGAAAAAAAAAAGUCGAUGGAUUUUGAGCGACGACGAUGAUGGCGAAACAAGAGGUGUUAUCUGGCAGUGUGCGGCUGGGUGAGGUCACAAAUUCUCACACCAUUUCCUUGAAGCAGCUUUUGUGUUAUUUAUACAUUUCAAAAAAAGAAGAGAAAAUA